AUUAAUACGCUUUUAUUUUAUAGUACUAAUACUACAACGCAAGAUGAUCUGACUCCGACCGGUAAUUUGUCCACAUUCUCGCAGUCUGACAAAAUGCAUCAUGCCACUUCUGUUCAAGAGAACAGAAUAGCAAUGCAGAGUUUAGGUCGAUUAAGUUUGGCUGUUAAUGAAUUACCCGAUAACGAAGGUCGAGAGACUGUUAUUUCGCUGUUGGAUACCCUACAAGGUUCUGCUUUUUAUUCGGCCGAUUCGGGAGAUCGUCUCGAAAAACACAGAACUAGUAUCGCCGAUAUUUUGUCUCUUGAUCUUAACAAAACUCUUAAUCUAGCAUCUGAAGAAUCAUAUUCUACUUCUGCUGAAAUUAAAAAAACGAAUUCUGGUAACCUAGAUGAUUUUGAAUUUAAAGAAAUUCUUGAUGUUGAUACAAUGGCAGCAUCAAAUCUGCAUAUUCAAGAUAACGAAAUAAAAAAAGAUAAUUUACUUAAUGUCUGUGAUAAUGUUGCAGAAAAUGGAGGAAUGGGUUUUCGUGACACUUCCAGGUUAAGUUCUGCCAGCAUAUCGAGCACCAGUAGCAGUACUUGUAGUACAGAUAUAUGUGUGAAAAAUACAGUUUUGAAUUCAAAUGCAAUGACAAACGAAGACACAUCUCUCAGUUCCACUACUGUAGACAUUACUUCCUUUCAGAAUCGCAGGCAUGAUGGCUCUUCAGAAGCACCAUCAAUGGGAGCAAUUCCAAAAUCAAUAUCUUUUGAGAAAAGUACAAGUAGAUUAUCUAAGCUAAUUGAUUCAGAUGAGAAAAGUGGAGAAAAAAAUAGAAAGAGCUUCUUUAAGCUUUCAAAUUUUAAAUUUAAUUUUAAGGCAAAAAACAGGAAAUCUCAUUCGAUCGAAAGACAAGAUACAGUUCAGAAAAAUGAAACUGGUGAUGAAAUUUUGGCAAAAUAUAGAAAAAAACCAGCUGCUAACUUGGAAAGUAAUUCUAUUAGUCAUGGUGAUGUUGGAAUUAGUAAUUUUCCAGAUUCUAGUUUAUUAGAAGAUGAUUCAAAUUUAUAUGAUCCCUUAUUAAUGGAACACACAUUUUCUUUUAUUGAUGCCAAAAAGAAAUUGAGAUUAGUUUUUGGUUCUUCUGACAUGCAGACCGUACCUUGGUCGACUUCUUGGGGAAGGUCAUUUGGAGGAAGUAACCUCCCCCAAAAAAAUAAUGACUUAGUUGCUCUCUUGAACAUUCUCCUGGCAGAAGCUAUAAACUUGCAGCAGCGUCCUCUGAUGGCUCAUCUUCAUGAAGCACUUAGAUGUGUAAAGACUUUUGAUGAUGCUAGAAAUUUUUUUAGCCCCAUAUGGGCUGAGUGAAUUCAGUGCAAAAAAGUAGUUAUAAAUAUGCAGAAGGAUAGAAUGGGAGUAUUAAAUGACCAAAGUUUCUGAAUGAAAAAGAACUCUCAACAAAAUAUUUUGUUAUAGACACUAAAUGUGCUGCUCACUUACCAUAUAAAUUAACUCCAUAAAACAAAAGUUGGAGAAAAGUGACAAAGUAAUAUAUGUUCUUUUUUAAAAUUUCUUGUAAAAUAUAAAUUCAAAUAAACAUUGUAGAAUGUAUUAUUGUAGAGUGAGUUAAAUGUAGCUUUUAUCUAACAACAUAUAAAUGUAUAAGGUAGCAUAGAUAUCCUAUAAUCUUUAUUAUUAUGUUGGGUUUAGUGGGUUCUACUCGGUUUACACCGGUGGCUGUGUACUAUGCAGGAC
Centruroides sculpturatus (bark scorpion) is the source of this 1734-nucleotide messenger RNA. RefSeq lists its product as uncharacterized. NCBI's taxonomy places the organism in Eukaryota, Metazoa, Arthropoda, Arachnida, Scorpiones, Buthidae. The record is from RefSeq and is a predicted model, not a curated record. The transcript has 5 exons. The coding region runs from base 94 to 1347 and encodes 417 amino acids.